AUGGAAGCCCUAGCUCAACUCCGCCAGUACUUCACCAAGGCAAACCAGUCGCCGCUGGAGAGAAAGUUGGUGCUUAAGCUGGACUUCUUCAUCUUGACCUUUUGCUGUCUGGCCUACUUCACUAACUACCUCGACCGCGCAAGUAUCACGCAAGCCUACGUCUCCGGCAUGAGAGAAGACCUCAACUUCAAGGGCGCGCAACUGACGACCGUGACAACGCUAUACGCAGUUGGAUACCUCAUCGGCAUCGUCCCCAACAACCUCCUCCUAACCACCUUCAAGCCCAAACGCUUCUUCCCGACAAUGAUCACAGUCUGGGCCCUGCUCACCAUGGCCAACGCCGCCGCCCGCAAGCCCACCGACCUGAUGGCCAUCCGCUUCUUCCAGGGCUACUUCGAGUCGUGCAUCUUCGCCGGAACCCAGUAUAUCCUGGGCUCAUGGUACACCAAGUCCGAGCUCGGCCAGCGCACAGGCCUCUUCACAGCCAGCGGCCUCGCAGGCGGCAUGUUCGGCGGCUUUCUCCAGGCAGGCAUCUACUCCUCCAUGAACGGCCUGCACGGGCUGCCGGGGUGGCGCUGGCUGUUCCUCAUCUCGGGGAUCAUCACGCUCCCUGUCGCGGCGUACGGGUACGUCUUCUUCCCGGAUACGCCGCACACAACGAGCGCUUUCUACUUCGGCGACGAGGAGCGCCAGCUCGCGCGCCAGCGCGUCCCGCUCAUCGAGUCCAACGAACCCAUCCUAACCCUGCGCUUCGCAUCAAGCCUCCUAAAAUCCUGGCCCUUCUACGCCUUCUGCACCCUCUGGAUCCUAGGAAACUGCUCCGAAUCCCAAUCCAACCAGUCCCUGCUAAACCUGUACAUGCAAGGCCACCCAGAGCGGCACUACACCGUCUUCCAGCUGAACAACUACCCCGCCGCCGUGCAGGGCGUCGGCGUGGCUUCCACACUCCUCUGGGCAAUCGGCACGGACAUCUGGGGCCGCCGCUGGCUUUCGGGGUACUACGUGGCACUUGUGUGCAUCGCGAAUGCAACCAUGAUCCUCGUCCCCUCGAGCAUCGCCACAAAGUUCGCGGCGUACUACUGGGCCGGCUCGAUCUACUGCAUCCAGACGACGUUCUUUGCCUGGGCGAAUGAUAGCAUGCGCACCAAGCCGCCCGCGCUGAGGGCCUGUGUGCUGGCUUGCAUGAAUGCCGCCGGGAAUUGCUUCCAGGCGUGGUGGCCGUUGAGAGGGAUGUACUCGAUGGUUGGGAUUGGGGCGGGGAUGGCGGUUUGGACGACGGUUUUGCUGUGGAAGGAUCGGAGGGAGGCGGGGAGGUCGGAGGUGGAGGUGGAGGUGCUCGAGGGUGUGGAUGGGGUGGAUUGCCGUGAGCAGGUUGAUGGGCCGGAUAAGGUAGGCAAGGCUGUUUGA
This is a messenger RNA of Aspergillus mulundensis, 1407 nucleotides long. RefSeq lists its product as uncharacterized. Gene Ontology annotation, biological process: pantothenate import across plasma membrane. Gene Ontology annotation, molecular function: pantothenate transmembrane transporter activity. The record is from RefSeq and is a predicted model, not a curated record. The coding region runs from base 1 to 1407 and encodes 468 amino acids. Gene Ontology annotation, cellular component: plasma membrane. The transcript is spliced from 4 exons. Lineage: Eukaryota; Fungi; Ascomycota; Eurotiomycetes; Eurotiales; Aspergillaceae.